This is a messenger RNA of Cetraspora pellucida, 1119 nucleotides long. NCBI's taxonomy places the organism in Eukaryota, Fungi, Glomeromycota, Glomeromycetes, Diversisporales, Gigasporaceae. The record is from the annotation of a GenBank genome assembly.
AUGUCCGGGUUUUCCUUCAAUUUAUUAAAAAUUACCGAUCCACGAUUUCGUUUGGGUAAAAUAAUUUUUUCGAGAAAUAAACAUGAAAAAAUCUUGGAUACUCCAAAUUGUUUCGUAUAUACAAUCAGAGGAUCCGUACCACAUUUAACUCCAGAUAAUUUACAAACUAUUCCAGCAGAUGCAUUUGGAAUAACUCUUGAGCAUUUCCUUGAGGUACAACCUCCAUCUUCAACUUAUUUUAUGGGUGGAAUACAUAAAUUUUUAAAUCUUGAAGAGUAUCCAUUGUUUUUUGAUGUUCGAGACUCGGAAAAAUUACAAAAUAUUUCGUUCGGUACUGAUAAAUAUGUUCCGGUUGUUACUAGUCAUGGAUGUCGUAAAGUUACCCUAGAGGAAUAUAUAAGAUACAUGAAUAUAUAUAAUCCUGAUAUAUUCGCUAGCAUGACAGAUUUAAUAACUGUCAAGAAUCCAGGUUUGAAAAGGGUUAAAAAAUCGGUCGAUAGAACAUUAAAUUGGCUAGACGAAACUUUGGAACAUACCAAGGAAGGGAUUCAAGUAUUUGGAGUUGUAACUGGGUAUGAUAAACAUGAAGAGAGAGAGAGAUCUGCUAAGGAGACAGCAAAUAGAAAUGUAGCUGGCUUUGUGUUAAAUGGGUUUGAUUUAGACAUGACCUCGAAAGAACGUUUGGAUUUAAUGAAAAUUUCUCUCAAAUAUCUACCAAGAAAUAAGCCUCGUGGAAUUGAUAUAUUUAAUACGAGUUAUCCAUCAGAUAUGACAUCUUUAGGACAUGCACUUACAUUCUUGUUAAUUGAAGAUGGGAUUCAACAUAGACGAGAAAAAUUCAUAAAUCUUUGGGAUGAUAAAUAUCGAACAGAUUUUAAACCAAUUUUAGAUGAAUGUAAAUGUUAUACAUGCCAAAAUCAUAAAAGAGCAUACAUUCAUCAUUUAUUAAAAACUCAUGAAAUGCUUGCCACUGUAUUAUUAAUGAGUCAUAAUUUAUUCCAUUAUUUGCAAUUCUUUAAGACUAUUAGAAAAUCUAUAAAUCUUAAUACAUUUACAAAUACUGCUAUACAAUUUAUUAAUAUGUAUGGCAGCGAUGAUAAUGAUGCCAGUAACACAUAG